AUGAACCGGGUUGCGACGAUUGAGAGUCAGGUGCGCGAGUUCUCCGCGGAGAUUGUGGUGGUGGGGUCGUGCUUUAUGGACUACUUCGCCUACGUGGAUCGCCCCUUGCAGAUGGGCGAGACCCUCCACUCGAGGUCCUUUCAACGGGGCUUUGGCGGAAAGGGCGCGAACCAGGCCGUGGCGGCAGGACGGCUCAGCGCGAAGGUCGCCAUGGUGAGCAUGGUCGGCAACGAUGGCGACGGCGCCGGGUAUAUUAAGCAACUCCGGGACAGCGGCGUGGACACGCGCUUUGUCUUUCAGCACCCGACAAAGGCGAGCGGGCUGGCGAUGAUUGUGGUGGAUACGAACACCUCCAAUAACGAGAUCGUCAUCUGCCCAAAUGCGACUUCCCAGCUCCUCCCUGACUUUUUGCGCGAGCGGACGGCGGGGUUCGCCGAGUUUCUCCCGAAAUCGGUCCGCUACGUGAUCUGCCAGAACGAGAUCCCCCUGCCGACGACGCUGGCGGUGCUGAAGGCGGCGCAUGACCGGGGGAUUUAUACCAUCCUUAACGCCGCCCCGGCCCCGACGCCGGAGCAGGUGGGGGCGAUUCGCCCUUACCUUCGCUACGUCUCGCUCUUCUGCCCGAACGAGGUGGAGGCCUUCCACAUGACGGGUGUGCAGGUCUCGGACCCGACCUCCGCCGCGAAGGCGAUCCUCGCCCUGCAGGCGCUGGGCGUUCGCGACGUCGUCCUGACCCUCGGGGCGGCCGGGUUCGUCCUCGCCGAGUUCGGCGGGAAGCCGAUCCACUGCGCGGGGAAAAAGGUCAAGGCCGUGGAUACGACGGGCGCGGGGGAUUGCUUCGUGGGGUCCGCCGCGUACUUUUUGAGCCGGGGGCUUACUCUGCUGGAGGCUUGUAAGCGCGCGAACGAGUGCGCCGCGAUCAGCGUCAUGCGGAAAGGGACGCAGACGUCGUAUCCGACGCCUUCGGAGCUCCCUGCUGGUGUGAUCUAA
Molecule: messenger RNA, 990 nt
Organism: Phytomonas sp. Hart1
Lineage: Eukaryota; Euglenozoa; Kinetoplastea; Trypanosomatida; Trypanosomatidae
Source: the annotation of a GenBank genome assembly